UUUAAAUUCAGCUAAAGUACAGUAUCUUUUGCCAACACAAUGGAACACAAGAAGAGAGUCUGGCACAAGCUGAAGAUAGGGAAGAAGGGCCUUGGGAAGAAGAAGAAGACUCCUUUGAAACACAGGAGGAGUAUGUCAGUACCAGACCUCAGGUUAACUCCGCACAAGGUUUCUGCUUUGGAGGAUGAUACCAGGACACCUGAUCAAGACAUCUUUGGAAACCUGAUGGCUCUUGAUAAUAGAGAUGAAAUAAAUGAAACCUUCAGUGUUGCCUUUUCUGAUCAGUUUACGGUCACUGACACACCAUACUCAUACAGCCCAGCACCAUCAGAGAGAUCAAUGCCUGCAGACUUUCCCGUUUCAGCCAAGACCACAAUGGAUAAAAACUUAUACCAGCCAAGACCCUCCACAUGGUACAUAGAGGAUUUAGAAGCAGUAACUUCACCUCUGUCUAAAACUCCUGCACCUACAAAAUGGGCCUCUGUGCCAGCAGAGAGAACACCACCUGCUCUCAGACAAAAAGAUCCCAAAGUGGUUGCAGCCCUUAAUAGAGCCAUUGCAGGAAGACAAAUGCCUACUGCCCAUGUCUCAGAGAGUGAAAUGUCUGCAAUGGCCUCCACAGAGUUAGUCAGCACUACUUCUGAGAAGCAGGUUUGGCACAGUGACCAAGAGUCAUCUCCAUUGGAAAUGUUCAUUAUCGGGUCGGCUGAAGACAUGGAAGAGGACAUUCCGAAUGAAACCAGUGACUUCGAUACUCUUUCCCUUCAAGAACAAGAACAGAACAUAAUCUCAGGGGGAUUAAAUGACUGUCAGAUUGCCCUAGCACAGCAGAAAGUCCAGUAUCUCCUCACUAUCAACCUAAAAGAAGGCAGGAACCUGGUUGUCAGAGACCGCUCAGGUACAAGUGACCCGUUUGUCAAAUUCAAAUUAGAUGGCAAAAACAUCUACAAAAGCAAAGUUGUGAACAAGAAUCUGAACCCCACCUGGAAUGAAUCAUUUUCCUUUCCCAUCAGAGACCUUGAUCAGACUGUUCAUGUCAAGGUGUACGAUCGUGACAUAAGAUCCAAUGACUUCAUGGGGUCAAGCAGCUUUGCUCUAUAUAAACUGGAGUUGGACAAAACGAUUCCAUUUACACUGUGUUUGGAGGAUCCAAACAGUGUAGAGGACGAUAUGGGAGUGAUCAUUAUAGAGGCCUCUCUGUCCAUACGAGAAGAACCUGCCAAACGAAAUAAGUGGAUACUGAGGAGAAAGGGAAGCUUCAAUAAGGGUCAGCCAAUAAACCAGGCACAUGCUGCACGACUCGUGGGAGGACAGAAGAAUCAGGUGUGGAGUGGGGUUUAUUCCGUCAUCCUGGUCGAAGGCCAAGAUAUGCCUGACUGUGGUCAGGGAGACAUCUAUGUACGCUUUAGAGUGGGAGACCAGAAAGUCAGGAGCAAGAAUCUCUGUAUUAAGGCAAACCCGCAGUGGAAAGAGUCUUUCGACUUUAACCAGUUCCAAGAUGCGCAGGAGAGUUUGGUGGUUGAAGUUUGUUGCAAGAAGGGCAGGAAGUCAGAGGAGUGCUGGGGAGUGCUGGAUAUCGACUUGACGAAGAUUCCUGUCAAUCAGAGGCAGUUAUAUACUCGUGUGCUGGACCCAGGGAAGGGCCGACUGGUUUUCUUGGUCACACUGACCCCCUGUUCUGGUGCAUCCAUCUCAGACAUGCAGUCCGCUCCAUUAGAGAAUCCCAGGACCUAUAAGAGGAUGCUAAAACAAUAUAGUCUGAGCAAAUCUCUGGGAGACUUGAAGGAUGUCGGCUAUCUUCAAAUCAAGUUAAUUAAGGCCACAGAUCUUUCAUCAACAGAUAUAAGUGGUAAAAGUGACCCCUUCUGUACGCUUGAGCUUGGUAAUAGCAAACUGCAAACCCAGACAAUAUCCAAAACUCUGAACCCUGAGUGGAGGACAGCCCUGACAUUCCCCAUUAAGGACAUGCAUGAUAUCUUGGUGGUGACAGUCUAUCAUGAUGAUGGGGACAAAGCUCCAGACUUCUUGGGGAAAGUUGCCAUUCCUUUGCUGAGUGUUUCGAAUGGCCAACAAAUAACCAGAAUGUUGAAGAAUAAUAAUUUAUCCAGGGCAGCUAAAGGAAGCAUCACACUGGAGCUGGAUGUGAUCUACAACCCUAUCAGAGCAAGCGUCAAAACAUUCCAACCUAAAGAAACAAAGUUUGCAGAGGACAACCCAAAGUUUAACAAAAAGCUUUUAGCACGUAAUAUCUAUAGAGUGAGGAAGAUCAGCAUGGCCAUCCUCUAUACGCUGCAGUAUAUUAAAAGCUGCUUCCAGUGGGAGAACACACAGAGGAGUAUUACAGCUUUCCUGGUUGCCCAGGCAGCGCCUGUUCCAGGAACGCAUUCCCACCCCAGUGCUGGAAAUCCCAGAGGUCCUCGUGGUGGCGUACUGACUCGCCUCAAUCUGGGAGGCGGAGAAUGAAUCUCAGUUACUUCCACGUCUGAGACCGUCAAUCCGCGCAUCUUAUCACGUGGCUUGUUGAGCACAUUACCACGGAGACCUAGCGUGUGUGGAGGCUUCACACUAUUCUUCAUGGCAUCCACACACAACUCACCACGCGCCCCACCGAGAGCGAGAACCACAUUAUGGAGACCAUGAGGAGGUUAACCAACGUGACUCUACCCACCCUUUCACAUUCUUAAAAUAAAGUAGUGAUCCUAACUGACCUAAGACAGGGAAUGUUUUCUACGAUUAAAUGUCAGGAACUGUGAAAAACUGUAUUUGGCUAAGGCGUAUGUAAACUUCUGACUUCAACUGUAUAAGCUAUAUCACACAAGCAAGAGUGCGAUAUGGCCCCACAUCAGCACUGCUGUGAUUCGUAGGUGCCAUAGGUAAUCACAGCAGUGCUGAUUUAGGGCCAUAUAGCACGAUUGUGAGUGUGAUAUUGCUUAUAUACAACAGUUCAAUGAACAAGUAAAUAAAAAAUAAAAAAAAAGAUAAAACUUUGAGAAUCUGCCGUUGCUAGUUCAAACCAAAUGAUGCGUCCAAGCCUUCGUUAGUAAUUCAAAAAUGUAACUUUAGAAAUAGUAUCACGGCUUGGGCUGUUUCUAACAAGUUAUUAGAGAAACAAGGGUGUGUGUGUGUGUGUGUGUGUGUGUGUGUGUGUGUGUGUGAGAGAGAGAGAGAGAGAGAGAGAUGGAGUGUGUGCGUUCACCUGUCUCUCCAAAGCAGAGAUGCUGUAGUGUCUUAGUCAGCUUUCUGAAGAUGUCAUUUUGGUAAAAUUCAUCCAAUUUUCUCAGUGGAAAAAUAGCUGUCCAAUCAGGGGUAUUCCUCCCUAUUUUGCGGUAGCCGGUGCACAAGAGUCAUACAGUAUAGAAACUGCAAUCUCCUCCACCAUUUUGAACAGUAUGUCGUCUCCAAUGUGGAAACUCUGGUAAGAGGUAAACGCCUUGAGUUUGUGUAAUUAAUCAGUCUGUUGUGUCUGUCAGCUGUGAUGAGCCUUUAUGCUGAAGUUGUAAGUUUAAAGCCAUUUAAAGCUAUUUCCUAGCUUUAGUAGUGUAGUAGUAAUACAGUCGAUCACAGAGUGCUGAUGAAUAAAAACACUGAUGCCGACUUCACGUCACCUGUCUCAUGUUACACACAAAAAUGGUCCUUUGCUUCCACCUGCUGGCUAAAAUAUGUAAUGUCACAAAAUUAAAUGUAAAGAAACAGAUAGCUCUUAACACAUCUGCACUGCUCUUACACUUUAGUUUAGAAAGGCACGAACACAAACAGUAAAGCGUCCAAGUGCUUAUGGUGUGAAACCAUCAGUACUAGAACGUCUCUCGUCCAUCAGUGAAUUAAAGUACCAAUUAUAUAUAUAUAUAUAUAUAUAUAUAUAUAAUUGGUACUUUAAUUCAUUAAAGUGGCAUUCAACUACUCACAAAGUAUAGUCAGGACAUUACUAAUGUAAAAAACAGCAGCAUCACUAUUUGAAAAAGUAAUUUUUGAUCAAAUCUAGACAGGCCCCAUUUCCAGCAGCCAUCACUCCAACACCUUAUCCUUGAGUAAUCAUGCUAAAUUGCUAAUUUGGUACACAAAAUCACUUGCCAUUAUAUCAAACACAGCUGAAAGCUAUUUGGUUUGUUAAAUGAAGCUUAACAUUGUCUUUGUGUUUGUUUUUGAGUUGCCACAGUAUGCAAUAGACUGGCAUGUCUUAAGGUCAAUAUUAGGUAAAAAAUGUCAAAAAAGAAACCGCUUUCUCUAGAAACUUGUCAGUCAAUCAUUGUUUUGAGAUUUUAUACAAAGGUGUACACUACAGUCUUCAAAGACAAAGGACAACUGGCUCUAACAAGGACAGAAAGAGAUGUGGAAGGCCAGAUGUACAACUAAACAAAAGGAUAAGUAAAUCAGAGUCUCUAGUUUGAGAAAUAGAUGCCUCACAUAUCCACAUAUUGAAUUCUACCCGCUCAACACCAGUAACGAGAAGACUCGGGUGCACGCCUUAUGGGAAGAAUAGGACAACAGAUAAUUGGAGAAGAGUGUUAUGGAUCUUAACCCCACUGAGCUUCUUUGGGAUCAGCUAGACUGUAAGGUGCGUGAGAAGUGCCCGACAAGACAGUCACAUCUACGGCAAGUGCUAUAGGAAGCGUGGGAUGAAAUGCCACCUGAAUAUCUGGACAAACUGACAGCUAGAAUGCCAAGGAUCUGCAAAGCUGUCAUUGCUGCACGUGGAGGAUUUUUUGAUGAGAACUCUUUGAAGUAGUUAUUAAUGUCCUGACUAUACACUGUGACCAGUUGAAUGCCACUUUGGUGAAUAAAAGUACCAAUUUCUUUCCAUAAGAGCUAAAUCUGUACAUUAUUCCAAACUUUUGGCCACUAGUGUAUAUAUAAAGUAUUUAUACAUCACAGUAGUACUCUCUUGGUACUGAUUUUUAUUAUCAACAUAUAAUUUCAUAUAUGUAUUAUUAUUAUUAUUAUUUUAUUGAUUUGGGGUUAAAUAUGACCAGGACAUUUUCUUGACAGGUUUUGUUAAAAUCACCCUGUUAUAUGAAGAAGCACUCCAUGAACUAUGCAAAUGCUUUAUGAACUACACUGUAUAUUAAGUCAACUCUCUAAACUGGUCUUUACAUAUGUUUGUGGCACUUUCUUAGUUAAAGGGUGUUUUUGUACAGGGGCAUUAUGCAUUAUUCAGCAAGCUGAAACACAAAAGUCAAAAGUGGCGAGCUUUUGUUUCUUAUUGCGUAAUCUUCCCUAUACAUGGUUCUUUGAAGUUUUCGUUCACAUGCACCAAAGGCACUGUUUGUAAGAACCACCACUCUCAUUAGGGGAAUCUUCAUAUGCAUUUAAGGAGAAACUCAUGAUAUAUCUUCCGAAACCGUGAGCAGCUGUGCUCUCGUAACUUGCCCGAGAGCUUACAUAUUUGGGUAUUUUUUAUUGCCUGUUUAUGCAGUAAUGAGGCCAGAAACAGCACUUACAAAGUCUGACAACUGCAGUGAGUCCGAGAGAAGGGCUGUGAUAGAUAAAAUCUUUAUAAAAUAUCACCUUUUACAUGUGGCUUGCACUUAGACGGAGAAACAUGAAUGUGGCAUACAUCAGUGGAGACUUCCGAAGGGGUCACACAGAGUUCUUUGCUGCAUGUUUCGCUCCAACCUGUAGAUGGAGCUAUAGCACUGUCGAAACACAAAUAUAUACGCACGAAGAGACCGUGGACAAGAACAGGUAUUUGUUGAGAGAAGAAGCAUUAAGCUAAAGGAAUUUCUUACACUACAUUACACAGAGCAAA
Myxocyprinus asiaticus (Chinese sucker) is the source of this 5746-nucleotide messenger RNA. RefSeq names its product multiple C2 and transmembrane domain-containing protein 2-like. Gene Ontology annotation, molecular function: calcium ion binding. Gene Ontology annotation, biological process: regulation of neurotransmitter secretion. The record is from RefSeq and is a predicted model, not a curated record. The coding region runs from base 40 to 2463 and encodes 807 amino acids. Lineage: Eukaryota; Metazoa; Chordata; Actinopteri; Cypriniformes; Catostomidae. The transcript has 18 exons. Gene Ontology annotation, cellular component: synaptic vesicle membrane.